Molecule: messenger RNA, 751 nt
Organism: Arabidopsis arenosa
Lineage: Eukaryota; Viridiplantae; Streptophyta; Magnoliopsida; Brassicales; Brassicaceae
Source: the annotation of a GenBank genome assembly
ACACUGUCAUUCCCGUAGAAGACAUAUUUCCCAAUAUGUUGCAAGGCGUAACUGAUCUAGUACUCCGGGGUUACCGUCUUUACAUUGCAUCAAACCGUCGUUGCGUUCGAGUUAUAGAUUUGUCUGGAGAUGAAGGUUUUGAGGAUGUCACCGGGAGUAACCCAAAGCCAAUGUUAUCUCCUCUCGGAGAAAAUGAUUCUUUUAACAUUGUGGUUACGACAGCAGGAGAGGCUUUGUUGGUGGAGAGCACAACCUUUGAAAACCAGAGAACCUUCCGCAUCUACAAGAAGGAUCCUAAUGCUGACCCUGAGGACCAAAUGCCCCAUCUUGUUGAGGUAGAUUCUCUUGGUGAUGAGGCCCUGCUUCUCGACUUGGGUAUUACUGUGCCUGCUAACCAUGCCCUUGGUAUCCAACCAAACACUAUCUAUUUCACACGUCAUAACCGUGUCCGUUACCGCGUGUCUUUUGAUCUGGAAAUCUGUGUGUUCAAUGUUGCAACCAAGACCAUCAUCAAACACUUACCUCAUCUUGCCAACUUGAAACCCAGGGAUGCUCUAUGGUUUCUCCCUAUGACUUGAUUCAUGAUUUUUGAUGUUCUUGAUUCCUUUUAGUUCUAUAUAUAGUCGUCUUUUUGCGUUUUGUUUGAUUCUAUUCAUUAAUUGGUUCUUGCACGUAGUGAUUUAGAAAAGAUAUAUAAUUCGAUUGUGUGUCCUCAACUACAUGUACUAGUGAAUAGAGGUGAUAAGUCUUG